Messenger RNA from Spodoptera frugiperda (fall armyworm), 728 nucleotides. RefSeq lists its product as uncharacterized. The transcript is spliced from 3 exons. NCBI's taxonomy places the organism in Eukaryota, Metazoa, Arthropoda, Insecta, Lepidoptera, Noctuidae. Bases 134 to 676 code for a protein of 180 amino acids. The record is from RefSeq and is a predicted model, not a curated record.
CUAAAAUGUCGUGAAUGUGUGCACGGGACGAUGUGGUACGUGGCUGAAGCGUUCGUAUGGUUGCUAGUGGUGGUUCGUAUUUAAUGUGUUUCUUUUAUGGGAUAGUGCGGUAAACGAGUUGACGGAUCACCUGAUGCUAAAUUACGUAGCCAGCGCUCCGCAGCCCCCUCGCUUGACUAUCGACUGCGCUGAUGAAAGGGUAUCAUACGGGUCCAAAUAUCGGUCAUCUGAUUACGAAGGCAACUCUCGCUUAGACGUAGACUCGUUCUGCAACCUCAUUCACGAUGUCUUCCCGAAAUCGAUACAAGGCGGGAAGUUCCUGCUCAUCGAGCCCGAAGACCAGAUUGGCUACAGUGACACACAAGUACCAAUAUCAAUAGCACCACCUCCCGACUUCAUGGCAAACUUACGGCGAAUACCAAAGUUGAGGAUCCCGACAUUUAAUGGACAUCGGCUUGAGGAGCGUCCUGGGCCUUUCUCGCCGCCCAGGAUAGGAUCUUCGAUGCUUCCAACAUCAGUGAUGAGAAUAGAUUCCAGUGCAGAGAGGAUGGAGAGGUUCAAGAAGGGCGUUCAGAAGAUGCUGCAUGUCGUGAAAGUGUUAGGACAGAUCGAUCAUUACUUCUCAGAGAGGAUGCGGAUCAUUGUUGAUAAACUCACUAAGACUUUUGGCGAAUAGAAAAUUAAACAAAUAUUUAUUACAAAAUAUACAAAAAUAUACUUGCCUCUUU